Molecule: messenger RNA, 3496 nt
Organism: Ictidomys tridecemlineatus (thirteen-lined ground squirrel)
Lineage: Eukaryota; Metazoa; Chordata; Mammalia; Rodentia; Sciuridae
Gene: Slc35f5
Product: solute carrier family 35 member F5
Cellular component (GO): membrane
Source: RefSeq, a predicted model, not a curated record
CUGGGCUGGCCGGCCGGGGGCGGGGCCGGGGCCUGGCCGAGCUCCGGGCUUCUGCAGCCAUCGCUACCUACGCUGUCCCUUAGCUUUCCUCACUCCCCGCCCGCUUGGGCCCAGUGGAGUUGAGUGGCAUCGACGGCCUCGCCCUGAGGGGCACGGCUGCUUCAGAGGCUCUGCCUCCUGCGCGGCGCGAUGUCUGGCGCCGAGACGACCCUCUGAGUCUGAGGCCGCGGCCGUGGCGCUAGGCGGCGGCAGGGCCGGGCCGGGUCCGCUCAUGGUGCCGCCAGGACGCCAUCGCGGGGCAGGAAGGCCAGGUGCCCUGAGUUCUUCACCUCCUUUUAGACUGAGAGCUGCCAAGUUUUCAGGAUUUGCUUUUGAGAAACUAAGAGAGGCCAUUAAAACCAGAUUGCAAAUGGUGUGUGUAUUUAUCAUGAACCGAAUGAAUUCCCAGAACAGUGGCUUUACUCAGCGAAGGCGAAUGGCUCUUGGGAUUGUUAUUCUCCUGCUUGUUGAUGUGAUAUGGGUUGCUUCCUCGGAACUUACUUCGUAUGUUUUUACUCAGUACAACAAACCAUUCUUCAGCACCUUUGCAAAAACAUCUAUGUUCGUUUUGUACCUUUUGGGCUUUAUUAUUUGGAAGCCAUGGAGGCAACAGUGCACAAGAGGGUUUCGAGGAAAGCAUGCUGCAUUUUUUGCGGAUGCUGAAGGUUACUUUGCUGCUUGCACAACAGAUACUACUAUGAAUAGUUCUUUGAGUGAACCUUUAUAUGUUCCUGUGAAAUUUCAUGAUCUUCCAAGUGAAAAACCCGAGAGCACAAAUAUUGAUCCUGAAAAGACUCCCAAAAAGUCUCGGGUAAGGUUCAGCAAUAUUAUGGAGAUUCGACAGCUCCCAUCAAGCCAUGCAUUAGAAGCAAAGUUGUCUCGCAUGUCAUAUCCUACUGUGAAAGAACAAGAAUCCAUAUUGAAAACUGUGGGGAAACUGACUGCAACUCAAGUAGCAAAAAUUAGCUUUUUUUUUUGCUUUGUGUGGUUUUUGGCAAAUUUGUCAUACCAAGAAGCACUUUCAGACACACAAGUUGCUAUAGUUAAUAUUUUAUCUUCAACUUCUGGACUUUUUACCUUAAUCCUUGCUGCAGUGUUUCCAAGUAACAGUGGAGAUAGAUUUACUCUCUCUAAACUAUUAGCUGUCAUUUUAAGUAUUGGCGGUGUUGUUCUGGUAAACCUGUCAGGGUCUGAAAAAUCUGCUGGAAGAGAUACAAUAGGUUCCAUUUGGUCUCUUAUUGGAGCCAUGCUUUAUGCUGUUUAUAUUGUUAUGAUUAAGAGAAAAGUAGACAGAGAAGAUAAGCUGGAUAUUCCAAUGUUCUUUGGUUUUGUAGGACUGUUUAAUUUACUACUCCUGUGGCCAGGUUUCUUUUUACUUCAUUAUACUGGAUUUGAGGACUUUGAGUUUCCAAAUAAAGUAGUAUUAAUGUGCAUUAUUAUUAAUGGCCUUAUUGGAACAGUUCUUUCUGAGUUCCUGUGGUUGUGGGGCUGCUUUCUUACCUCAUCAUUGAUAGGCACACUUGCACUAAGUCUUACAAUACCUCUAUCCAUAAUAGCUGACAUGUGUAUGCAAAAGGUGCAGUUUUCUUGGUUAUUUUUUGCAGGCGCUAUCCCUGUGUUUUUUUCAUUUUUUAUUGCAACUCUUCUAUGUCAUUAUAAUAACUGGGAUCCUGUAAUGGUAGGAAUCAGAAGAAUUUUUGCCUUUAUAUGCAGAAAACAUCGAAUUCAGAGAGUUUCAGAAGACAGUGAACAGUGCGAGAGUCUCAUUCCUAUGCAUGGUGUCUCUCAGGAGGAUGGAGCUAGUUAGCUGUUGUUGUCUGUAGUCCAGAGUACCUGAAACGAGGAUAUUGAUGAAGAAAAGAGACUUUUUCAGCUUACAGUUCUGGAGGCUGGAAAGUUCAAGGGUUUGGUGCCAGCACUUCCUUGCCCUCUACUGAGGGUGUUGUGCUCCUCCAUACAUGACAGAAAAGCAGAACAAGAUUGUGUGCGCAGAAGAGAUGAAACACAAAGGGGCAACUUUCUUUAUGAUGUCACCUGCUCUCGGUAAUUAAUCUAGUCUCCUAUGAGAAUAGCAUCAAUCCAUUCAUGAGAACUCUGCCCCAUGAUCUGAAUGCCUCCAAACCUGCCCUGCAACCCAACUUGUCAAACUGAGGAAAUAAGCCUCAGCAUGGGUCAAAUCAUAUUCAAACCACAGAAGAUAUGUAAAGAAGUUCUGCAAGAAUUUGUAGGUUGCCAUAAGGAGAGCAAGGCACUGGAUGCAUGAGGCAAGUAAGGAAGAAUUGUUCCAGCUCACAUUUGAUUUCCGUUUUUUUUAAACAGAAAUGUAUCACCAAACAGUUGCAUAGAUAUGCAUUAAAAUUUAAAAAGAAAAAUAAAGGAAGAAGAGGAUAAGAUAGCUUUACCUGGUUAUCUCAUGACUACUAACACGCUAUAUUACCUGGUUUUUUGUGGCUACUAAUACAUCAAAUACAUUCAGCAGUGCUGGUGGAGGUUAGAGGUGUGAUCUGUGGCCUUGGAGCAGAGCAGCAGACGGUGCACAGGGCUCUGAACUAAUGGCCCUGGUCUCAUUCACACAGUAAUGAGCAAACAUCACACAGGAAAGUUUCCACAUCCUAUAGUCUAAAGGAGAGGCUGUUCUAGAAGCCUUCUCCUUUGAGGGACACAAGCCUGAAUGAAUACAUAGUUUUAUUCCUUUACUAGUAAGGCUUUUGACACUAAAGUUCUUAACAUUCCUUUCCUAGGAAAUAGGAUGUAGGAGUCCUUGAAAAGGAUAUGGUUCCCUAGAAAAUUCACAUCUGUCUUUUAGAUUGGAGAAAUGAGAGAGAUGAAAACCUCAUUGAUGAUCCAUUCUUAUGGCUGGAAUCCUUGUCUUUAAAACAUUUUUGAGUUGUCUUUUGACAUUCUUUACCCUUCAACCCUUUUCAAAAACAGAUGUGGCUGUAGCCUGUCUUUGCUGAAAGAAUACUUUCCUCCUGAAUGUAAAAUUCUCCACAGAACAUUAAUUUUUCCCUUUUUGACUCUUGUGGUUAUUAGCACGCAACACCAGCAAAAGUGGUCCCAGAAAUAUGAGUGUGCAGCCAAAAACCAAACAAACUCCCAAUGGUUGCAAUGGGAAUGUUGAACUUUCUCAAUGUAUGCUUCACCAGAAGACCUGGGCUCACCUGCAAGUCUGACACAGACUGCCAAUGGAUUUGGCAUUCUGGGAACAAAUGUUGUAUAUAUGAAAGAUGGAGGUACACGGUGUGAUGAAGGAGAAGAGCCAAAUUCCUUCUGAUUUUAUCCUCCUCCUAGUAUGAACCAAAAAUAUCUACUCCAUAAAUAGGAAACCAUGAAGAAUCAUAGUCCUUAGAGAAGGGGUUGGGGAAGCAGGAGAGAAAAGAAUAUCAGGUGUAAUAAAAUUGAACUUGAAAAAGAACUCCAGCAAAAAAAAAAAAAAAAAAAAGAACUCCAGCAAAAA